Toxorhynchites rutilus septentrionalis is the source of this 613-nucleotide messenger RNA. RefSeq lists its product as uncharacterized. The transcript has 2 exons. Bases 119 to 517 code for a protein of 132 amino acids. The record is from RefSeq and is a predicted model, not a curated record. NCBI's taxonomy places the organism in Eukaryota, Metazoa, Arthropoda, Insecta, Diptera, Culicidae.
AUUAAUCGUGAAUUAUUCGUACAUUCCUGCAGGAUCCCCUGGAGUGCGCACAGGGCUCUAUAAAAAGGUCGAGGUUCAUUGCCGCACCAAUCAGUGCCGAUCGGUUGGUGCGUUCGAAAUGAAUCGACUUUUGUGCAACUUUUCCGUCCUGGCAGUUUGCCUGCUGCUGCUGGUGGUGACCUUCAGUGUGCCAGGAUUCUGCGCGAGAUCGAGGAUAUUUUCCGGUGCCAGAACCGCAGAGCUAACGUACUUUUUUGGGGCGCGGGGAGCCGGUGAUACGCUUUGCUACGAGAGAACGAUUUCCAAAGGAUCAAACACACCGGUUCAGAUUCAGUACACAAGUCCGACUGCAAGAGCUAUUAAUUUUGUUACGGUUAAUGCUGAUCAGUACCACAAAUACGGAUUCCGGGUAUUCAUCGAACGAGGAGCCAUCGCAACGGCGACACUAUCCUUCCGGCUGACGGGUAAGCGCACAUUGCCAUAUAAUAUCGUAUUCCAGUUCUGGUGUGCGCCGUAGCUGGAAAGUUGAAUAUGUGCUCAAAAUAUAAAAUGGACCUGCCUUCCUCUGUAGAAACAUUACGCGUGCAAUGAAAUAAAAACACCUUCGACAACA